GAGCGCAUCAACCAUAGAACAUUUACAACUAAUAACAGCAAAAUGCAUAUGUGUGUGUGUGUGUGCGUGCGCGCAUGCUACUUUCCACAGAGAUGGCGGAUGAAAAGAGUGCACGACCGGAAGCUGAAGGUCCAAGCACUUCCCAGGACAAGAACGCCACCAGCCCUGCACCAGACAAGAAGUGUGCGGUCAAGCCCAAGGCAGACAACGUGGAACAUGGUUCAAACUCCACUCCAGUCAACAACCCCAAGCGUGUCUGCGCUGUACUGUCUGCAUCCUUUCUCCUAGUCUUCACGGCCAAUGUUUCUCUGCAGAACCUCCAGAGCAGUCUCAAUAAGAAGGGAGGACUGGGACUGGUUUCCCUUGCGGUGCUGUAUGGAGCCAUGCUGGUUUGUGCCCCGCUGUCACCGCUCAUCAUCCGAGGGCUGAACGCCAAGCGGACCCUCAUGAUGGCCUGGAUAACCCACGUCCUUUACACCCUCAGUAAUUUUUACCCGACUUUCGCCACCCUUUUGCCAGCCUCCUUCCUGCUGGGGGCGGCCUCCGGACCCAUGUGGACGGCCCAGGGCCUGUAUAUCUCGGCCAGCAGCAUGGACUUUGUCGCAACCAGCAAGAUGGGCAUGCACGAGGCGCUGAGCAAGUUCAACGGCUUCUUCUUCGCCUGCUACGAGUCCACCCAGAUCGUGGGCAACGUCCUUGCGAGCCUCGUUCUCAUGCAGGGAACCUACAACACUUCUGACCAUGGCGUCCCGUCAUGCGGGGCUGACUACUGCCUAGAAUCCGAAGGAAACUACACGAGCCAUUUCGAACAGCCAGAACAGAAGAUUUUGUUCAUCCUGAUGGGAAUGUUCCUGGCCUGCGUUAUCGUGGGUCUUAUUUUAACAAUCAUCUGGUUGCCUGUCCCAAACUCAAGGGCGGUCGCGAGUGAGAUCGACAUCAGCAUCAAGGAAAGCACCACGAGUUGUCUCAGCAUGCUGAUGGUGCCACGGAUGUUGCUUCUCCUUCCCUUCUUCAUGGCGCAGUCUAUGAACAACGGUAUUCUCCUGUCAGGAUACACAGAGUCAUUCGUGUCGUGCGCACACGGUGUGCAGUGGGUGGGCUACGUCAUGACGGCCUACGGCGUGCUGACCGUGGCCCAGGCGUUGGGCAUGAACACGUUGUUUGCGCGCUACCUGGGCCGCUACGUCAUGCUGGCCAUCGCGGGGGUGGCCGACACCAGCACCGCCAUCACCAUGCUGCUCUGGAACCCCGUUGGCUCCUCAGUCGCUCUUUUCUUCAUCCUCCCUUGUGUGUCGGGCAUCGCGGAGGGUGUUAUGCAAGCUCAGCUGUCCUCUUUGAUUGCCAUGGUGUUCCCGAACAAUAUAACCGGAGCGUUUCUCCGCCUUCCACACAGCCAAAGCCACUGGCUUCACUCUCACUUUCCUCCUCGCUCGCUUCUUUUGCCUGCGAGAACGCAUCUACGUGUUGAUGUGUUUGUCCGCUGUCGGCUACCUGGGCUACACCAUCGUGGAGUUCACGGUGGCCAUCCAGAACAGGAAGAAACACGGCAUCAGCGUAGACAACGACCUUGCCAAGGGUCUCGACAUGGAGGUCAAAGUAGAGAAAAUUGUCGUCGAUCGAAGUCGACCCAAAGAAAUAGAAUUUACUAAAAUGUGAAAGAAAGCGAAGUAUGGUUAGUAUUCUUGCUAUAAUUAUUACUUGACCCACUGUGGACUAAGUUAACAAGGCGGUUUACCUCAGUCACCAAUAGAUUCCAAGAAUCACCAAAGAAUACCAUGACAGUACUCUCUCUCUCUUACACACACAACGAUGAUAUAUUAUUUCACGGGUACUGUUUACCUGUAUUUUUUUUCCUGGCUAAAUUAAUUGCUUAUUACCGCAAUUAAACAUUUCUUAACUUUUACUCAAGUAUAUAAUCUACCAGAAUGGGUUCGGCCUUUUGUGUAAAACAUAAAAUAUAAAUAACAUAAGUGAUUAACCUGCUCAUUGCUGGAGGCCAUACCAUGGCUUUCUGAGUUGUAUGUAAGCUCUGUAUAAAAAAUACGGAUUGCUCCAAUAAUUUAUUGUGACAAUGUGGAUAAUUUAAAAUAUAUCUCACCAUGUGCCAGCAAAUUAGCAAACUGCCUUGUAAACUUGCUUUUUGUGACAGUUUAGUUUUAACUGUGUAUGAACGGGUGGAAGGUGCGAUCCACGAAGGGGUUGAGCCAACACUGACAUAACUAGCAUAUGUCAUGUGAUUGAUGCAAAUGGCGAUUUUCCCAACUGCUGACGAUCCACCUCGUGGCAGUGGGUAUCUAAGCUGUCUUCUUGUCGUAAUUCGUACAGAGUUGUUGAGUGACUAACUAGAGUUACACACAGACCGUAAACAGCGUGCAAGAAAUUAUUUUGACAAUUUGUAUAAACUUUGAACUAUUUUAAUGAAUUCCUGUUGUUUAUUUGCUGUAGAGUUCUUAUGAUAUUUUUGCUCACGUAGCAAUAUCAGGUGUAUAUGACCUUCUACAAAUUGAAAUCCAGACAUCUGAGGUAGGUAACAUUCCAAUCGAUGAUGAUGAUUUUCAACUCCUUAGAUGCCAGGUAGACUAUUCACAAUAAAACGCUUUUAUCGUUUAAAACUUACAAAUGUGUAACAUUUAAACGUUAUUUGCUACAGAGAUGUACACGAAUGGUCGAUUGUGAUAAAAUAAAGGUGCAAACAUUUUUUUAUUUCUCUUCUGUGCUUGUGCGUGUGCGGGUAGGUAUUUGUACGUGUUGCCUGUGUGAGAGCGUUUGUGCACGCGCGUGAAAAUGUGUGUAAAUGCGUGCGUUUUUGUGUUUGCAUGUGUGUGUGUGAUUCAUGUUCGUACGGGACCUCGAGGACACUACUUAAUGUUUUCUUACCCCAGAACACUUGUUGCUGCUUUAUAAGCACCGCUUCAGGUGUAAAACAACAGUCUCAGGAUCUGGACUACGCUUUAAAACUUCAGAAACAAGACAAUCUUUCUAGUUUCUUUAUGC
Molecule: messenger RNA, 2994 nt
Organism: Pomacea canaliculata
Lineage: Eukaryota; Metazoa; Mollusca; Gastropoda; Architaenioglossa; Ampullariidae
Product: protein unc-93 homolog A-like
Exons: 7
Coding region: 75-1649 (524 amino acids)
Source: RefSeq, a predicted model, not a curated record